GGUCGUUGCCAUAGCGACCGUAAACUUCCAGUUGCUCAACAACUAGUGUCCAUAGGUUCACUUUAUGUUGGAAAAGCUAGCUAGCUAAUCUCAAACGGACUUUUCUUUUCAUAAUGGAGGCUAAACCUGACGUUUUGGGGAUAUCAUCCAAGAUCAUUUCUCUUGCCUUCCCCAAAGGAACAGAGAAGUUGUGUGAACUUUGUCAGAGAGAAGCCCACCUGCAGUGCACCCAGUGUCGGGUCACCUUCUACUGUGAUGCAGAGCACCAGCAGACUGACUGGGUGGGGAUCCACAAGAGAAUCUGUCAGCUGCUUGUUCCCAUUCGCACCCCAACACUCUUUAGUCUCCAGGCGGCUGGCCGCAUUGAAAUACAGCUUAAAAAGGCAGAGCUGAUUGAGAUUUGCAGGUCGGUGGCUCAGAGCAGUCUGUCUGAGGGGAAACACCAGGAGGCUCUGCCUGCCGCCCAGUUCUGCCUACGCUGUUCCAUAGACGUCCAUGGUCCCAGUACUAUCCACCUGGUCCCUGCCUAUCUGCUCCUGGCUGAGGCCAACAUGGGUUUGGGUAAUCUAACCUUGGUCUCGGAGCUCCUGUCGCAGGCUGAGUGGGCGGUGUUGAAGAGCCCAGAAUGUGGCCACACAGUCCACCAUCAGCUACACAGGAGCCUGGGCCGCCUCCACAUGGCGACUGGGAACCUGGAAGCAGCUCUGCUUCACUUUGCAAAUGAUGUUUACUUUGCCAGUGAGGAGUAUGGUCUGGAUAGCACAGUCACCUGUGGUGGCUACUUUCUCAUGGCUAAUGUGUUUGCCAAACAGGGGAGGAUGCCUAUUGCUUGUUCCUUGUACUCUGAGGUGGCACGUACUUGGCACUGCCAUCUGACCAAACUCCUCAAGACCCACGUCCAAUAUGUCCACAAUCCUGACAUGAUGUUGGAGCCCUCUUAUGACAAAGCCAAGCAAGUCGAAGUGGACGAGAUGUUAAGAACCAUGUUGGACUUUGAGCAAAAUGGCUCGAGAAAAGACUCCACUCAGAUUGCGCUGUUGGCUCACUGCCUGGCCAUGCUGUGGUUCCUAGGAAAAGACUCCCUAAAGGCAUUGGGAUUUUGCAGCAUUGCCCUGCAGGCCAGCCAGCUGAUACCAAACCAUGACCUGACAGAGCCCAUCCAGAGACUGCUGCAGCUGGUGCAGACAGAAGCACAUCCUGGUUCUGACUAGUCACCGUACCUGCCCUGCCCAUUCCUCUGCCUGGGGACCUUCUCCAUCAGGACAACUGUUUUAACCCCACACUGAUUCAUCCCCAUGCAAAUGUAGAGACCGCUGACAAAUAAAACCUUUAUGUGUACAGA
Messenger RNA from Dicentrarchus labrax (European seabass), 1342 nucleotides. RefSeq names its product zinc finger, MYND-type containing 12 (gene zmynd12). The coding region runs from base 114 to 1211 and encodes 365 amino acids. The transcript has 8 exons. Gene Ontology annotation, molecular function: protein binding. Lineage: Eukaryota; Metazoa; Chordata; Actinopteri; Moronidae. The record is from RefSeq and is a predicted model, not a curated record.